AUAAAAACAAGAUAUUUGUCAAAUUCAACAGCAUUUUUCAUAGUAAAUAUAACGGAGAAAGUUAUGAUGUAGAAUUUCAUUAUAACAGAAUGAUCAUGAGAAGAUAUCAUCACGCUAUUGAAGAGGCAUUAAACCUUCCUGAAAAUGUUCUCUUUCCAAGUAAAAUAGUCUGUAAAACACCUCAAGUUCAUCUUUUAGAAACUGAGGCAUCAACACCUGCAACUUCUUGUACACAGAAAGGAGAAUUGGAAAAGAAGGAAUAUAAAAAUAUAAAUUCCAUUCAUCGUAACGGUAACAUCACAUUCUGCUGUCCCGUGGUAAAGAUGGAAGUCCAGUUGCCAAAUAACAGAAAGUCGGUGACAAUUAAGUGGCAUAACAAGUCUCUGAACGAUCGACAGAAAAUUGCAGUGAAAAGAGUGUUGGACGGAACUUGCCGACCCAUGCCUUACGUUAUAUUUGGACCUCCGGGAACGGGUAAAACAAAGACUGUUGUAGAAUGUAUUGUUCAAAUAUUCAGCCGUGUGAAGUCUAGUAGAAUUUUAGUCUGUACUCCGUCAAAUAGUGCUGCAGAUGUAAUCGUACAACGUCUGGUGGAAAGUAAGUUAUUUGCUGAAGCCGACCUCGUUAGACUCAAUGCCUUCCAUAAUUCCAAAAAGGUUAUGCCAGACGACGUUAAGCCAUUCUGUAAAGACGUAGACAAAAUGUCUUUGAUUUCUAGUCAUCGUAUUAUCGUUUGUACUUGUGUAACUGCUGGAAAAUUUUAUAGUCUAGGUUUGACAGUAGACCAUUUCACUCAUUUGUUUUUAGAUGAGGCCGGACAGGCUACCGAACCAGAAUCGAUGUUAGCGAUUGAAUUAGUUGCAACAGGCAACGGACAGGUUGUCCUAGCUGGAGAUCCUCAACAGCUCGGACCGGUCGUACACUCCUACAACUCUAAAGAAAAUGGACUUAAGGUUUCAUUUCUAGAAAGGAUAAUGGCUCUGCCUCUGUAUCAGAGAAAUCCAGAAAAGUAUCGACAAGGAAACUAUAAUCCAUUACUAAUAACUAAACUAGUAGAAAAUUAUAGAUCCCAUUCUUGCAUUAUUUCGUUAUCAUCGCAAAUUUUCUACGACUCCGAACUCGUCUGUUCUGCCCCCAAAAGUUUACGGGACACGUUUUGCAAGUGGGAAGGAUUACCAAACAGGUCGUUUCCUAUGAUAUUCUGCGGAGUCAGGGGUGAAAAUCUUUGGGAUAGCGACAGUCCUUCUUGGUUUAAUCUGUACGAGGUCCAGCAAAUAAUUAAAUAUUUAAAAAGUUUAUAUGCUUUGGGAAUUUCGCCCAACGACAUCGGUAUCAUCACUCCAUAUCGCAAACAGGUGGGGAAAAUCAAACAUAUGAUAAACAUGAAUCGAAUUGAAAUGUGCCAAGUGGGUUCUGUAGAAGAAUUUCAAGGCCAGGAGAGAUUGGUUAUAAUUAUUUCUACGGUUCGAAGUUCUAAAGAUCAGCUGAACGCCAGACGCAACUUAGGUUUCCUGACCGAUCCGAAAAGGUUUAAUGUCGCAAUUACCAGAGCACAAGCCCUGCUCAUCGUGAUUGGAGAUCCUUAUCUCCUGUGUCACGAUAAACACUGGAGGAAAUUAAUCAGUUAUUGUUUGAAUCAGAAAUCGUACUGUGGAUCGGCAAUCUCCCUGGCAAAAAUACAAGAUUUGUCUUCAGAAGAAUAAUGAACUGUAGAACUAUAGUGUUUUAAUGCUCAUUCUAGAUGUACAGUUUUAUCUGUAAAUAAUGAUUUUAGUCUACCUUUUAUAUAAUGUGCAUAUGUAAACAAAUGAACUGAAUGAAUGUGUAUUUUUAAUACAUUUAUAUGGAUUUAGCAGUGAAAUAUAAAUUUGUUUUUUACCUUAACGAGGUGAUUACAGGCGAUAUAUGAUUUGGAUGCAAUGAGGUGAUACAACAUUUUCCUUUAGAAGAAUAAUGAACUAUAGGACUAUAGUUUUUUAUUAAUUAAUAUUGUUGAUUUUAGUUGUACAGUUUUAUCUGUAAAUAAUGAUUUUAGUUUAACUUUUUUAUAAUGUGCAUAUGUAAAUUUUGUAAAAAUCAUGUAGUCAAAUGAACUGAAUGAGUAUGUAUUUUUAAUACAUUUAUAUGUAUUGAUCAGUGAAAUAUAAAUUUGUUUUAUAUCUGUAAUGAGGUGAUU
Molecule: messenger RNA, 2176 nt
Organism: Centruroides sculpturatus (bark scorpion)
Lineage: Eukaryota; Metazoa; Arthropoda; Arachnida; Scorpiones; Buthidae
Product: RNA helicase Mov10l1-like
Exons: 12
Coding region: 90-1703 (537 amino acids)
Molecular function (GO): helicase activity
Source: RefSeq, a predicted model, not a curated record